Molecule: messenger RNA, 1097 nt
Organism: Lottia gigantea (owl limpet)
Lineage: Eukaryota; Metazoa; Mollusca; Gastropoda; Lottiidae
Exons: 8
Coding region: 5-994 (329 amino acids)
Biological process (GO): protein farnesylation; protein geranylgeranylation
Cellular component (GO): protein farnesyltransferase complex; CAAX-protein geranylgeranyltransferase complex; cytoplasm
Molecular function (GO): CAAX-protein geranylgeranyltransferase activity; protein farnesyltransferase activity
Source: RefSeq, a predicted model, not a curated record
CAAAAUGUCGGAAAGCAGCUCGGAUGAAAUCGCCACCGGUGAAGAUUGGGUGUUUUACCGCGAUCGACCAGAAUGGAAGGAUGUCACUCCGAUCCCUCAAGACGAUGGACCCCAUCCCGUUGUCCAGAUAGCGUAUUCCGAUAAAUUCCGAGAUGUGUAUGAUUAUUUUCGAGCUGUGGUGGCAGCAGAUGAGAGAAGUGAACGAGCUCUACAUCUAACAAAAGAUGCUGCUGAACUCAAUUCAGCUAAUUAUACUGUAUGGCAUUAUAGAAGAGUGAUAUUAAAAGAUUUAAAAACUGAUCUCAAAGGAGAAUUAAAAUAUAUAUCAGAAGUGAUCGAAGAUAAUCCUAAAAAUUAUCAAGUUUGGCAUCAUAGAAGAGUUCUUAUAGACUGGUUACGAGAUCCUUCCACUGAGUUAAACUUCACCGAGAAAAUACUUCGUCAAGACUCAAAAAAUUACCAUGCCUGGCAGCAUAGACAAUGGGUGAUACAAGAGUUUGAUCUAUGGGAUAAAGAAUUGGCCUAUAUUGAUAAAUUGCUCAAAGAAGAUUUAAGAAACAACUCGGCCUGGAAUCAAAGAUAUUUUGUUAUAAAAAAUACUACAGGUUUUACUGAUGAGGUGGUGGACAGAGAGGCCAAAUAUACUCAAGACAUCAUCAGAAAAGCUCCUGGAAAUGAGAGUGCUUGGAAUUUUCUUAAAGGGGUACUAAGUGAUCGAGAGUUGAGUAAAUACCCAGGUUUGUUGGGUUUCUGUACGGAACUGUAUAACAAUAGGUAUCGUUCACCCUAUCUACUAGCCUGUAUGGUUGAUAUUCAAGAAGAACUACUAGAGUUAGGACAAGGAAAGAAAGAAGAGGUUUUAAACAGAGCAUUAGAGUUAUGUACCUCUCUAGCAGACGAAUACGAUACGAUACGUCGAGAAUAUUGGCGAUACGUCUCUCAGUCACUAGCUACAACCUACGGGAAAGAAGUUACGAAUUCAAACGCAACAUGAUGCAACGUUAGAUCUAGGUGAUCAUCAUCAACGUAACUUUUCUCAUCUGUAUCAGAUACUCUCAUUGGACAGUUAGACACGUGUGUUUAUACCCCUAACAUGU